AUGUUUAUAUUAGACUGGAGCGUGCAGUUAUGCAUGGAAGUGAUGGCGCCCGUCUUUCGUGCCAUCGUUCAACUGCCCUUGUCAAUUUUCGUAUGGAAUGGGUUCCAGCUUGUGACAUUGCCUAUUAACAUUCCAUUGAAGCUAUUUCUAGGAACAUCCCUGAGCCGUUUAGUUGCACAUACAAGUACAGUGGACUUAUAUGUAGUUUUGACGUUAUUCCAGUACUUAGCCGUGUUGUGUGCUUUUGGUAGCAUCAUUGGGCUCAUCUUCGGAUUCGUGCUGGGUGUGUUUCACUCAAUUUGUGGAGUACCCAGCGUAUACCUUAGUCUAGAAUGGAAGCGGUGGUUUGCACCGGUACGCAUAGCCUUUGAACGUGUCUCCACUGCCGUUGUGAACGUGAUGCGAGGACAAACUAUUGCACCAAUACCGAUGUCUAUGCCCGAGCAGAUGCCCAAGCCUAUGCGUACAUCAAAUUCUAGCAAGGGACAAUCCAAUGAUGAGGUUGGAGUCGACGAUACGACUAUAACUCAUGACAUAAACGGUUAUAUUACUCCUUGCCAAACGCCCACUAACGAAAAAAUUCAGCAUUAUAACAAUGAUUCAUUUAAUACGACUACUACAGAAGAGGAGCCCACUGAUAUUUGGGACAGGUCUGAUACCUACCAAAACUCAUUUGCGACCAAUGACACUUUGAUGUCUCUUUCUAACAGAGCGAAACUUCGAAGAAAUACCAGUGAUGCGGAUAUCGUUAAUAUCAAGAUUUUGAGAAGGAAUUCAAGAUGA
Messenger RNA from Saccharomyces mikatae IFO 1815, 783 nucleotides. It is a transcript of the gene LDB16, whose product is annotated as Ldb16p. Bases 1 to 783 code for a protein of 260 amino acids. NCBI's taxonomy places the organism in Eukaryota, Fungi, Ascomycota, Saccharomycetes, Saccharomycetales, Saccharomycetaceae. The transcript has a single exon. The record is from RefSeq and is a predicted model, not a curated record.